AUGAAGACCUUCCUCAUCUUUGUCCUCCUUGCCAUGGCGAUGAACAUCGCCACUGCUGCUAGGCAGCUAAACCCUAGCAACAAAGAGCUACAAUCACCUCAACAAUCAUUUUCCCAUCAACAACAACCAUUUCCACAGCAACCAUAUCCACAACAACCAUAUCCAUCACAGCAACCAUAUCCAUCGCAACAACCAUUUCCCACACCCCAACCACAAUUUCCCCAGCAAUCACAACAACCAUUUACCCAGCCCCAACAACCGACCCCCCUACAACCACAACAACCAUUCCCCCAGCAACCCCAACAACCACAACAACCUUUUCCACAGCCGCAACAACCAUUUCCCUGGCAACCACAACAACCAUUCCCCCUACGACCGCAACAACCAUUUUCCCAGCAACCCCAACAAUCACAACAAUCAUUUCCCCAGCCCCAACCCCAGCAACCCCAACAACCAUCCAUCCUGCAACCACAACAACCAUUUCUGCAGCCCCAACAACAAUUAUCCCAGCAACUAGAACAAACAAUUUCCCAGCAACCCCAACAACCAUUCCCCCAGCAACCACACCAACCUCAACAACCAUAUCCACAACAACAACCAUAUGGGAGUAGUCUUACAAGCAUCGAUGGCCAAUGAAAUGAAGACCUGUAAUACAAGACGGAUGGAUCAUCGUUGUUUAGUCAAUGAGUGUUCAAUGUAAUGAUGAUAAAUAAAGUGAUGUGCACCAUAAUGUGUAACCCCGACCUAUACUAGUUCAAACAUGGGAAUAAAAGACAAAGGAAGUUCUUGUCACAAA
Triticum aestivum (bread wheat) is the source of this 796-nucleotide messenger RNA. Its product is annotated as gamma-gliadin-like. NCBI's taxonomy places the organism in Eukaryota, Viridiplantae, Streptophyta, Magnoliopsida, Poales, Poaceae. Bases 1 to 636 code for a protein of 211 amino acids. The record is from RefSeq and is a predicted model, not a curated record. The transcript has 2 exons.